This is a messenger RNA of Salvia hispanica, 767 nucleotides long. Its product is annotated as auxin-responsive protein SAUR32-like. Gene Ontology annotation, biological process: response to auxin. NCBI's taxonomy places the organism in Eukaryota, Viridiplantae, Streptophyta, Magnoliopsida, Lamiales, Lamiaceae. The record is from RefSeq and is a predicted model, not a curated record.
CCACUCAGUAAGAAAUCGUGUAUAAAUACACCUCCCUCCCAUAUUCAUAUUCUUCAAUAUUCCUCCAUCAUUUUCACAACCUCUAUGCGCUUCACUCCUUUAUCAUGACCUGCAAUAUCCCCAAUUCCCUAACCGAUUCCGCUCAAACGCGCUUCAUACUCGCCAUCUCCGCCUCCGAUCCUUGGCCCUUCUCUUUCUGAAUCUCCUCCAAUUUUUAAUUUCUACUUCAAAUUGUACAUAGUAAUUAAGAAGAUGGGAAGCGGCGGCCACCACCUGAUCAAUUUCCAUCUCCACCACGGCGGGCGGCGGGGAAUCCCCAAGGGAUGCGUCGCGAUUACGGUGGGCCAGGGCGCCGAGCUGCAGCGCUUCGUGAUUCCGGUCAUCUACAUCAACCACCCGCUCUUCACGGAGCUGCUCAAGGAGGCGGAGGAGGAGUACGGCUUCGAUCAGAAAGGUCCGAUCAAUAUCCCCUGCCACGUCGAAGAGUUUCGUCAGAUUCAAGGCUUGAUUGAUCAGGAUGCGACGUCGCACCACCAAAUCCAUCAUCACCACCAGUUCCUGUGUUUCAGAGCUUGAUCGGUUAUACUACUUAUGAAUUAAUUGUGAUUCUUCCUUUUAUUGACUUAAUUAGGGUUUCAUUUCAUCCUUAGAUUGGGAUUGAAGGAGUAUGCUUAUUACUGAUUUUAAAUCAAAGCAGGAUUCGUCUUAAUAUCAUCACUUUCAUGUUAAUUUCAUGUUUGCAAAUACUACUGAAAAACUUACUACUA